AUGUCCAUUGCAAUAAGACAAGGCCAACGGUAUUUUAAGCUAGGUUAUUCAACAGAAGUAAACAGUCCAGAUGAAUCCACGUUGGUGCUUCCAGCACCAACAAUGCGCAUUGCAAUUGAUCUCAUGAUCAACAACAUUCAGCUACGCACGACAAAUUAUGACAAUGUAGUGAGUCAAAUAGCAACGCGAUUUACCAAGUUUUGGCAGAUGGCCAAGUAUGACGUUGCAGUUGAGAUUCUGGAUGACUCGUGCAGCAGUUUCACCAUCGCUUGCAAGGAUACAAUCUUUGCGCAAGCUCCAGCAAACGCAUUUCCCACCACCAGGACGCAACACCUCACGUUGAGUUGCUUAGCGAGAGAUUCGAGUGAGAUUGAGUUUGAACAGUUGAUGCAAGCGUGGGAUUACUUGUUGGUAUCAUGGUACGUUCAAAUGGAGUCGCGUCAGCCUUGCAUUUUCUCCGUUGCCGGGCGUAAAUUUAUUGAGCUUAAUCUAUUCUGGACGAGGAAGUUUAUCGAGAUUUUGCAGAUUGAAGUUGGCUACGAAUGGGGUGGGUUGGCUCAAUUGGCAGAUAUUGUGCGGACAAAAUAUACUGUUUUGCAGCUGUGUGUCGAGCAUCGUCAUGGUGCAGGGUCGCGAGAUAUGAGAGAGAGAUUCGAGGGCAAGGGCGUCGUGGGUCCUUACCUUUUGCGUUUGAUCGAGACAGCUGAUGACUAG
Lodderomyces beijingensis is the source of this 714-nucleotide messenger RNA. Lineage: Eukaryota; Fungi; Ascomycota; Pichiomycetes; Serinales; Debaryomycetaceae. The record is from the annotation of a GenBank genome assembly.